UAACAUUGGCUGGAGGACACAUUUUAGUCUAAUUCUGCUAAAACUGUAAAGCGAUAAGACUACACUUGGGCUCUUUUGGCAGCAGAGUCUGUGUGUGAACAUGGAGACAGUCAGCAUGUUAGUGAUUGUCCUGUUUGUUUCAGGUGCUUUGGCUGGUUGUACUGAUGAAACAGCACUCUCCAUAACUGCACCAAAGAAGCUGGAAGCACUGAGUGGAUCUUGUUUGCAAAUCCCAUGUAGCUUCAGACCCAAAGAAGAACAGAAAUUUAACAACACAAAAAAAACCUUUGGAGUGUGGAUUAAAACUCAAUCCCAAUUUGGCAAUAAUCCAAACAAUGUGAUCUUCAACAGUAGUGAACCAGUUAGCAUCUAUCCAAUGAGUAUUACUGGGAACCUGAGUCAGAGAGACUGCACCACUCUGUUUUCUAAUUUAACCACCACAUACACAGACACAUACUUCUUCAGAGUAGAGAGUGAACCAUUCAAGGCAACAGCUCGUUGUGAUCCUCUUCAAAUAACAGUCAGAGAUUCUCCUUGGAGGCCCAAUAUUACAAUCCCAGGUGAUCUGAAGGAGAAGGAGUCUGUCACUAUAACCUGCUCAGCUCUCACUCCCUGUCCACACUCCCCUCCUCAACUCACCUGGAAUCUCACACAAGACUCUCACAACAUAACAGAGAAAAAUACAGAUGGAAGCUUUACAACUAAAAUCCAGCAGACCAUCACUCUGUCAGACACACAUGAUGGAAAGAAGAUCAGCUGCUCUGCCAGAUAUCCUGUGAACCAAGGAAACAACAAGGCAGCAGAGACAGAAGAGACUCUCAGUGUUUCAUAUGCUCCUAAAGACACCUCAGCAUCCAUCAGUCCAUCAGGUUUGGUGUCAGCAGGCAGCUGGGUGAAGCUGACCUGCUCCAGCAGAGCCAAACCUCCAGUCAGCAGCUUCACCUGGUUCAAGAAGAGCAGAGAUGGAGCUGUGAAAGUAUCUGAAGGAGAGAUUUACAGCUUCAAUGUAACAGAUGGAGGAGUUUAUUACUGUGUGGCCACUAAUGAUCUGGGUAAUCAGACAUCAGCAGAGAUUCACGUGACUGUUGGAGAGUCCACACUGGGCCUACUUCUUGGAGGAAUCUCUGGGAUCAUCUUACUCAUUUGUUUGAUAAUCUUUCUUUGGUGGUUAAAGUCAACACAUCAAACUCAACAACACAUCCAGAUCCAAUCACAUGAAGAGCAGGUUGUUGAAGGGUCAGUAAAUAACACAGAAAAAGAGGAAGAAAACAUCCAUUAUGGAGAGAUCAGCUUCUCUAAGCUGGGAUUUGAAGCAUCCUCUGACUCAGUGCAGGACAGAGGACAGCAGCAGGAUACGGUGUACGCACAGGUGAAAGUCAACAAGCCAGUAAACAGCUUAACACAGAGAGCUCAUGGCCAAGAGGAACUCUACGCUGAGGUGAAGAAAAAAUGAGAAGUAUGUGUUUACAAACUGUAAAGAAUGAAAUAUGAAUGUGGAGCUUUUACGUGAAAAUGUGUCAUAGUCACUGCCAAACCGUUCAGUGAAGUAAAAAAAAAGCUUUUUUUAUGUUCACCCUCCUGUAGUAAUUUCAUACGGCUGUUUUCAGAUUUUGACCUCUUAUGAUAUUAAAUAUGCGUAAAUAGAAGUUGCAGCAGUUCAGCAGGGAACGGUAAAGUGACUGGUACUUAUAUGCAGUGUUGGUCAAGUUACUUGAAAAAAGUAAUUAGUAACUAAUUACUGAUUACUUCUCCAAAAAAGUAAUCCUGUUACUUUACUGAUUACUUAUUUUCAAAAGUAAUUAGUUACUUAGUUACUUUUAAAAAACAUUAUACUCAACCUGAAUACGCAAUAAAGCAAUAGGCCUUUCAGACCAAUUCCAUUUUUUAUGCAUAAUCUAUCAUAUAAAACUGAAUCAAAUGGAAAGCCUCUUUUUAAAAAUAGUUUUAUGAGUUUUAAUCUUUUAAUCUUAUGCACAUUGCAUUAAGCAAUAAUUAAAUUAUAUGCAACUGUCUUUGACUUGAAGAAAUUCUUUAACAUUUAAACCCAUUUUCUGCAUAUUCCAGCAUAUAAAAUAAAAUAAUGUUUUGUGUCUACACUCGCUCUUUCUAGUAGAUGCAAGAAAAACACAGCAAAAAAUAAAUAAAAUCAAAGAUUAAGCGGCACAUGUUUUCACGUGUUUAGCAGGAGUGGGGCCGGUGGAGGUUUGCCCAGUGCUGCAGUGGUGAUGUCAGCAGGAGGAUCCGGGGGUUUCUCUGUGCAUUUCACAUUCCGUGGCAGCGUGCUAGGUGCUUGCUCAGAUUUGAAGUUUAAUUUUUGCUGUAGAAAGAUGUUUUCUUCCAACGCAGCGUGUACAGCGGAUGCUAAUGUUUUUGUCUCUUUUUACGGACUAAAACUUAAAGUUAUGUAAGUACUUCCAAGCUUUAAAUGCUGCACAGUCAUACUCUCUCCCGCACUCCAUAUUAUCCAUUGUUGAUACACACUUCUGUUGCUGCCACGGACGUGACAUGUGCUUACAUCAUUGUAAUGAGAUACUCUCACAAACAAAAUCAUGGCGGUUUGGUAACGCAGUAACUAGCACAGUAACGAGCUAAGUGGAAAGUAACAGUAGUCUAUUUACUUUUUUGCAAUAGUAAUCAUUUACAGUAUUCGUUACUUGAAAAAAGUAAUCAGAUUAUAUAGCACAGUCUGACUUAUUUUGAGCUUCUAAAAUAAAUCUUACUACAAGGCUGACCCACUCAGUCAAACACAUACACUACAAUGCCAAAACUAUUUGCCUUCACACCCAUGUGAACUUGAGUGACAUCCCAUUCUUAAUCCAUAAGGUUUAAUAUGAUGUUGGCCCACCGUUUGCAACAAUAAUAGUUUCAACUCUUUAGUGCAGGCUUUCCACAGGUUUAGGAGUGUCUUCUUCCAGACACACAUUUGUGAGGUCAGACACUGAUGUUGGAUAAGAAGGCCUGGUUCACAGUCUCCACUCUAAUUCAUCCUAAAGGUGUUUGGUAAGGACUCUGUGCAGGCCAGUCAAGUUCUCCCACACAAAACUCGCUCAUCUAUGUCUUUAAUCCACCAUUCUCUUUGCAACCACCGAAGCCAAAUUUGUCCAUCAGACU
Molecule: messenger RNA, 3111 nt
Organism: Oreochromis niloticus (Nile tilapia)
Lineage: Eukaryota; Metazoa; Chordata; Actinopteri; Cichliformes; Cichlidae
Product: sialoadhesin
Exons: 8
Coding region: 101-1453 (450 amino acids)
Source: RefSeq, a predicted model, not a curated record